CCCCGACCCCCUCAAAACAUAAUUGUGACGGAAAAUGCAGAAGAGCAUUAGGUAUAAUGAGGGACACGCUGUAUACUUGGCCCUGAUAGCGCGCAAAGAGGGGGCGAAGCGCGGCUACCUGAGCAAGAAGACUGCCGAGAACAACAAGUGGCACGACAAGUGGUUCGCCCUUUACCAGAAUGUCCUCUUCUACUUUGAGCACGAGCAAAGCAGCAGACCCUCUGGGAUUUAUCUGAUCGAAGGCUGCACGUGUGAGCGGGUCGCCUCCCCGAAGCCCCCGACUAUGGGCAAGGAGACCCUGGAGAAACAGCAUUAUUUUACCGUAAACUUUGGCCAUGAAGGACAUAAACCCUUGGAGCUUCGGAUCGAGGAAGAGGUGGACUGUGAAACGUGGGUGGAUGCAAUUCAACAGGCCAGUUACUGUGAUAUAGUAAUUGAGCGAGAGAUACUGAUGCAGAAGUAUAUUCAUCUGGUUCAGAUAGUGGAAACGGAGAAAAUCGCAGCCUAUCAACUGCGGCAGCAACUUGAGGAUCAAGACACUGAAAUUGAAAGAUUGAAAGCUGAGAUUGUUGCUGUGAACAAGACUAAUGAACGGAUGCGGCCAUACCAAGGAAAUCCAGAGGAUGAAGACCCAGAUAUUAAAAAGAUUAAGAAGGUUCAGAGUUUCAUGAGGGGCUGGCUGUGUAGAAGGAAAUGGAAGACUAUUGUUCAGGAUUACAUCUGCUCGCCCCACGCAGAGAGCAUGAGGAAAAGGAACCAAAUAGUCUUCAACAUGGUGGAAGCAGAGUCCGAAUAUGUGCAGCAACUGUACGUCUUGGUCAACUGCUUCCUGCGUCCCCUGAGGAUGGCUGCCAGUUCAAAGAAGCCCCCUAUAAGUCAUGAUGAUGUCAGCAACAUUUUUCUCAACAGUGAGACAAUCAUGUUUCUUCAUGAGAUAUUUUACCAAGGACUAAAAGCACGGAUAGCCAACUGGCCUACCCUAGUGUUGGCUGACUUGUUUGACAUAUUGUUACCGAUGCUGAAUAUUUACCAAGAGUUUGUCAGGAACCACCAGUACAGUCUACAGGUGUUGGCAAACUGUAAGCAAAACAGGGAUUUUGACAAGCUGUUGAAACAGUAUGAAUCGAACCCAGCAUGUGAGGGGAGAAUGUUGGAGACCUUCCUGACAUAUCCCAUGUUUCAGAUUCCACGAUAUAUAAUAACAUUACACGAGCUCCUUGCACACACACCACACGAGCACGUGGAAAGAAAAAGCCUGGAAUUUGCAAAAUCUAAACUGGAAAACCUUUCAAGGGUAAUGCACGAUGAAGUGAGUGACACAGAAAACAUUCGGAAAAAUCUUGCAAUCGAACGAACAAUUGUGGAAGGAUGCGACAUUUUGCUGGAUACAAGCCAAACAUUUGUACGCCAAGGUUCCCUCAUACAGCUCCCAUCUGUGGAGAGGGGAAAGCUGGCCAAAGUUCGCCUAGGUUCCCUGUCUCUGAAGAAAGAAGGAGAAAGGCAGUGUUUCUUAUUCACAAAACAUUUCCUUAUCUGCACACGGAGUUCGGGAGGAAAAUUGCAUCUAUUGAAGGCUGGGGGCGUGCUUUCCCUGAUAGACUGCACUUUAAUAGAAGAACCCGAUGCAAGUGAAGAUGAAUCAAAAAGCUCUAGUCAGGUCUUUGGGCAUCUUGACUUCAAGAUUGUGGUGGAAUCUGUAGAUGCCACGCCAUUCACAGUUGUGCUGUUAGCUCCAUCUAGACAAGAAAAGGCUGCAUGGACCAGUGACAUAAGUCAGUGUAUAGACAACAUACGGUGCAAUGGUCUCAUGACCAAUGUGUUUGAGGAAUAUUCAAAAGUGACUGUGCCUCAUAUGAUAAGGUCAGACAUCCGACUUCACAGUGAUGAUGCUGACAUCUGCUUCAGUAAGACACUGAACUCCUGUAAAGUGCCUCAGAUCCGCUACGCUAGUGUGGAGAGGCUGCUGGAGCGAGUGACCGACCUGCGCUUCCUCAGCAUCGACUUCCUCAACACCUUUCUCCACACCUACCGAAUAUUCAGCACUGCCCUUGUGGUCCUGGAGAAACUGGCAGACAUCUACAGGAAACCUUUCACCUCCAUCCCUGUCAGAUCACUGGAACUGUUUUUUGCGUCUAAUCAAAGCAAUCGAUCUGAGCACCCAAACGAUGGCAAAUCCCCAGGACUGUCUCGGAAAUUUUCAUCGCCUCCUCCACUGUCGUUCUCUCAGACGUCCUCUCCCGUCCGAACCCGGAAGCUGUCGCUCAGCUCGCCGGUGAAUUCCCGAACGGGAGCUCUUGACCUUUCCACGUCGUCCACAUCCGGUACGACCUUUGCUCACAGCCCAACUAUUUCUCCACCUCCUGUAGCGAGCAAAGUACCACUGGAUCUGAGCAAAGGUCCCUCAUCGCCAGAGUGGCCCCUGCAAACGGAAGAAAAUUCAGAGCAUCCCCGCAUUGAUAUAUGUAGCAAGUUAAGAAGAAGCAUCAGGAGAGUUCAAUCUGGUGUGAUGGGACCUGGUUGCAGAGAGAUGGACAACACUCGAUGCUCUGUGUCUCCUGCCUCAGCGUUUGCCAUUGCCACGGCAGCAGCAGGACAUGGGAGCCCACCGCCCGAAAACACCGCCGUGCAGGAAAAGUUCCGACGCGUCUCCAUGGGAGGAUUUAACAAUUCAGAGCGCAUGUGUGACAAAGAGUUUCUAAUUCGCAGGGCCGCUACAAAUCGUGUUUUAAAUGUCCUUCGGCACUGGGUUUCCAAGCACUCUCAGGAUUUCGAGAUGAACGGUGAACUGAAGUCAAAUGUUAUAAAUUUGUUAGAGGAAGUGAUGCGUGACCAUGAGUUACUGCCCCAAGAAAGGAAAGCCACGGCCAACAUCUUAAGUGCACUCUCACAGGAUGAACUGGAUGAUGCUCAGCUACGGAUGGAAGUUUUAUUACAGAUGACAGAUGGGCCUAGGAUGGAAUCCUUUGAGACUUUGUCAGUCAUGGAAAUGGCGGAACAGUUGACGCUUCUUGAUCACAUUGUUUUCAGAAGCAUACCAUACGAGGAAUUUCUUGGGCUGGGAUGGAUGAAACUUGACAAAAAUGAACGAACGCCAUACAUCAUGAAGACCAGCCAGCACUUUAAUGAUAUGAGUAACCUUGUUGCUUCUCAAAUCAUGAUGCAUGCGGAUGUUAGUUCACGCACAAUUUCCAUUGAGAAAUGGAUAGCAGUGGGAGAUGUUUGUCGCUGUAUGCACAACUACAACGGUGUCCUUGAGAUCACUUCAGCACUGAAUAGAAGCGCAAUCUACAGACUGAAGAAAACCUGGGCAAAAGUUUCCAAACAGACCAAAGCCCAAAUGGACAAGCUUCAGAAAACUGUCUCCUCUGAAGGAAGAUUUAAAAAUCUAAGGGAAACACUGAAAAAUUGUAAUCCACCCUGUGUUCCUUACCUUGGGAUGUAUUUGACUGACCUCGCGUUUAUAGAGGAGGGUACACCCAAUUUUACUGAUGAAGGUCUUGUAAACUUUUCCAAAAUGAGAAUGAUAUCACACAUUAUUAGGGAGAUACGCCAGUUCCAACAAACCCCAUAUAGAAUAGAUCAUCAACUAAAGGUCAUUCAGUACUUACUUGACAAAACAAUUAUUAUGGAUGAAGACACAUUGUAUGAGCUCUCCUUAAAAAUUGAACCCAGGCUUCCUGCAUGAGAGGCGGCAUUUUUUUUGUGGCUGCAGAGGUGCAGCCGCUUAGUGUAACAACCCAGAGUGUACGUGCCAUGCCCCUUGGAGUGCGACUUCUCUACCCAAGGAAAAGGUGAGCUUGAGAUUUCCUAAGGAAAGGACGGAAAGUUACGGGAAGAUUGCCUGCCUAUCGCAUACUGGAAGAUGGUGAACUACUGCUUGGGAUGAAUGAUAUUCAGGAUAACUUAAUGUUCUGGGAAGAAUGCUUGAGCGGAACGGAAAAAGGGAUGAAGUUAAAAUGGAAGUUACGUAAUACUUAUUUAAAAAAUGUAUAAAAUGCGAUGGUCACACCACAUCACAGUGUGCAGAACUGAUGUUGAGCAUUGAGACAAAUGGAGCAAGGUAAAGCAAGUUAUUUUCUUCCUAGGAACCAUUGUGGCAGCCUUAUUGGUUUUGGGGCUUAUCAGAUUUCUGUGGGGCAGGGGUGUUGUGUUACCUGUCCAUCUAUGAGUCACGAAAUGUGAAAGGCUUCCAAAGUCUCCAAGCAAAAUUCAUUUCUAAUCAUCAUUUUGGAGGAAUCCAUUGUUAGUGAUACAGAGAAAAGCAAGAGUGACAGUGAGGUGGCAUUGCAGUUCUUCGAGGCUUAAAGAACCUUCGGACCAGUUGAAAAGGUUCUGAUAUCCAAGUAAAGACAGAAGAUAAUUCUAAUGACAUGAGUUUAAAACAAAAAGACCUGCUUCCCACAACAUCACAGCUUUCACUUGCCUGGGACCAUUCUUAAAAUUACAUGUAACACCAAAAUACUGACUUAAAGGUAUCACAACUUGACUGUUCAACAGCCCUCAGCUUUGUAGGUUGUAUUUUGAAAUGUUCUGUAUUAACUUUCUCAGUGAAAUGUUGGAUGUUUUUAAUAUAUACUGAUAUUUAAUCACUUCCUGUUUGAGUUGUACAAAGCUUCGUGUGGUGCUGCUUUUUUUCCUGUGUUUUCUAUGUCUAACAUCCUUUAAAUGACCCAGUGAUCUGAAAUCAACGCUCUCACUGUCAAUGAAAAGGUUGGAGUGAAUAAUCGAUUACUGACUAACAACAUUUUGAAACACUUUCCUGGAAUAAUCAUAAAUUUCAGAAUCAGAAUCAAUAUCAGAAUCAGAAUCACACUUUAUUC
Amblyraja radiata (thorny skate) is the source of this 4820-nucleotide messenger RNA. It is a transcript of the gene rasgrf2b, whose product is annotated as Ras protein-specific guanine nucleotide-releasing factor 2b. NCBI's taxonomy places the organism in Eukaryota, Metazoa, Chordata, Chondrichthyes, Rajiformes, Rajidae. Gene Ontology annotation, biological process: Ras protein signal transduction. The record is from RefSeq and is a predicted model, not a curated record. The transcript is spliced from 26 exons. Gene Ontology annotation, cellular component: plasma membrane. Gene Ontology annotation, molecular function: guanyl-nucleotide exchange factor activity. Bases 35 to 3685 code for a protein of 1216 amino acids.